Messenger RNA from Rhizoctonia solani, 1239 nucleotides. RefSeq names its product AAA family ATPase. Gene Ontology annotation, biological process: proteasome-mediated ubiquitin-dependent protein catabolic process. Gene Ontology annotation, molecular function: proteasome-activating activity; ATP binding; ATP hydrolysis activity. The transcript has 8 exons. NCBI's taxonomy places the organism in Eukaryota, Fungi, Basidiomycota, Agaricomycetes, Cantharellales, Ceratobasidiaceae. The coding region runs from base 1 to 1239 and encodes 412 amino acids. Gene Ontology annotation, cellular component: proteasome regulatory particle, base subcomplex. The record is from RefSeq and is a predicted model, not a curated record.
AUGUCAGAAGAAGUUAUUGCCAUACAGAAGGAGGAGCCUACCUUUGAGUCUGUAGUCUCUGAGAAGACCGCUCUGUACGAUGAACUACAAGAGGACGACUUGUAUAUCAAGUACAAGAAGCUUAAUAGGCACCUCGAGAAUCUAGCUAUCCAGGAGGAAUAUGUCAAGGAUGAACAUGCCAACUUGAAACGAGAACAUAUUCGCGCGCAAGAAGAAGUAAAGCGCAUCCAAUCCGUUCCCCUUGUUAUUGGUCAAUUCCUCGAGCCCAUUGACCAACAUACUGGGAUCGUCGGCAGUACUACAGGCUCUAAUUAUGUUGUGCGGAUACUCAGCACACUGGACCGAGAGCUCUUGAAGCCAUCGUCCAGCGUUGCACUUCAUCGCCAUUCAAAUGCUCUAGUAGAUAUUCUCCCACCCGAGGCGGACUCUUCUAUCGCUAUGCUGGGACAUGACGAAAAGCCGGAUGUCUCGUACCAAGACAUUGGUGGUAUGGACUCUCAAAAACAAGAGAUUCGUGAAGCAGUUGAACUGCCAUUGACACAAUUCGAUCUAUACAAGAAGAUUGGUAUUGAUCCCCCGAGAGGUGUCCUAUUGUAUGGACCACCAGGUACUGGGAAGACUAUGUUGGUCAAGGCAGUUGCACACCAUACCACUGCCUCUUUCAUCCGUGUAGUCGGGAGCGAGUUUGUUCAAAAAUACCUUGGAGAGGGUCCACGUAUGGUUCGAGAUGUGUUCCGCUUGGCACGAGAGAACGCACCUGCUAUUAUAUUUAUUGACGAAAUCGAUGCCAUUGCAACAAAACGAUUCGACGCCCAAACAGGCGCUGAUAGAGAAGUUCAACGUAUUCUACUCGAGUUGCUCAACCAAAUGGAUGGAUUCGACCAAGGAAGCAACGUGAAGGUAAUUAUGGCAACCAACCGAGCAGACACACUGGAUCCUGCACUAUUGCGUCCAGGUCGAUUGGACAGAAAGAUUGAAUUCCCCUUCCCCGCUCGCCGAGAGAGACGAUUGAUUUUCCAGACCAUAACUGGAAAGAUGAAUCUUGGGCCAGAUGUUGACCUCGAGGAUUAUGUUUCACGACCGGAUCGCCUCUCGUCUGCGGAAAUUGCUUCCAUUUGCCAAGCAGCUGGUCUUCAAGCUGUUCGCAAAAACAGAUAUGUUAUUUUACCGGUGGACUUUGAAGAGGCAUGGAAGCAAACUGUUAAAAGAGGCGACGAGACCCUCGAUUUCUACCGGUAG